AUCGGUGACGUCACGGUGUCAUGGCGGCGAGCGGUGCGGCUGUGUCAGUUUUAACUCCGAACGGCAGAAGACAGACAGUGAAAGUGUCUCCAAACACCCCGUUACUGCAGGUUCUUGAGGAUGUGUGCAAGAAACACGGCUUUAAUCCUGAUGAAUAUGGACUCAAGUUUCAGAGGAAUGUGCUGGAUUUAACUCUCCAGUGGCGGUUUGCCAGUCUGCCAAAUAAUGCCAAACUGGAGGUUGUGCCCUGUUCACGUCAUCAGACAGGAGCAGAGAGCGUGGUUCGAAUCGCCCUGCAGUUAGAGGACGGCUCACGUCUCCAGGGACAUUUCUCCAGCGGGCAGACUUUGUGGGAUCUCCUGACGCACUUUCCUGGGAUCAGGCCGUCUGGAGUCACGCCCGUGUGUGUAUACAUGAGAGAUGAGAUCAGCGGCGAGGCGGCGCUGAAGAAAACCUCUCUGAAGUCUCUGGGUCUCACAGGAGGAAGUGCCAUCAUACGAUAUGUGCUCAAAACCGCCUCUGCUUCAGGUGACCUCACUGAUGCCGUCGCCACACCAACGGAGGCUGUCGCCAAAGCAACCGAAUCGCCGUCUCCUCCUCCAGAAACACCCACCCUCCCUGUUUCUGUGGAAACUCCAGCUCCACCCGCAGAGGCCACGCCCCCGGUGAACCAGACACUUCCUGUCAGACAGGAAGAGGAGGAGCCUCACAAAGUCCAAGAGCAAAGCGUGCGACCCAAAGCUAGACCAGCUGCUGACCAGCGGGAUCUGGUGACACAAACAGAUGAAGAGCGGCCGGGGACAUCCCAACAACAGCACGGCUCCGCCCACCCGGCCACGCCCACUAACUUUGUGCCAUUUUCUGGAGGCGGUCAGCGUCUGGGGGGAGCCGGGACGAGUGGACUGAAGACCUCCACAUCAUGGACAUCAUCUGUGUCCGCCAGCCCACCUAAAGCCAAAAAACCCAAACCAAACCAUGAAGUCAAAUCUGUUGACAGGGAGCCGCUGAUCUUUCAUCUGGACUCAGGGUCCCGUCGCCAUGACGACACAGAACUUCCUGAUGAGUUUUUUGAGGUGACGGUGGAUGACGUGAGGAAGAGAUUUGCACAGCUGAAGAGUGAGAGCUGUAUGCCGCGCUCUCCUCCUCCUCCCGUCUCUUCAUCUGUGACCUCUGAAGAUGUUCUUGAAGACGAUGUGUCAUCAUCUGGUUCCUCCGGUCAGCAGAGGGCGAUGGAGGACGAGUCAGCGCACAAACUUGUGAAAACGGAACCCAGUCAAGUACCCAAGUGGCUGAAACUGCCAGGUAAGAAGUGACUGGAGACGUGACUGAUGUCUGGAGUGACACAGCUGUGCCAUUACAGAUGUACAUUCAUUUUUCACUAUAAUUCAUCCUGUAACAAAUAAAAUCAGUGUCAAUUGGCAAUCGAAUU
Messenger RNA from Triplophysa rosa, 1429 nucleotides. RefSeq names its product ASPSCR1 tether for SLC2A4, UBX domain containing (gene aspscr1). Gene Ontology annotation, biological process: signal transduction. The coding region runs from base 21 to 1313 and encodes 430 amino acids. The transcript is spliced from 10 exons. The record is from RefSeq and is a predicted model, not a curated record. Lineage: Eukaryota; Metazoa; Chordata; Actinopteri; Cypriniformes; Nemacheilidae.